UAUUUAUUUACACACACACACACACAAAGCCUCCUUCUCCUCUCACCUUCCUCCACCCUUAAAGAUCAUCAGAGAAGAAGAUUGAUCUCAUGGCUGAUGAUAAUAACAUCAACUACUCUCAAGACAUCUCAAACAACCUCAAGAGUCCUCUCCUUCCUCUGAUCCAAACACCUCAACAACAACAACAACAACAAGAAGAUAACAACAACAAUAACAGUACUAGAAGCUUGUGUUUACUUAGAUCCAUCCUGACAACAAAGACUUUCUUGGUAGUCUUAGGACCUCUAUUGUGCACACUGAUAUGUGUGUUUGUUGAUCUUGGUAGUGGUGAUGACCGGAAAUCAAGCCGGAACAUGUUGGCUGUGCUUGCAUGGGUGUUUGAGUGGUGGUUGGCUGAGGCAGUCCCUAUGGCCAUCACUUCCAUGGCUCCUCUCUUCCUUUUUCCUGUCUUUGGCAUCUCUUCAUCUGAUGAAGUUGCUAAGUACUAUAUGAAUGACAUUAUAUCCCUUGUCCUUGGUAGCUUCAUCCUUGCCAUCGCCGUUGAGCAUUACAAUCUUCAUCUCCGCCUCGCCUUGAAGAUGACGUCAGCAUUCUACGGUGAGCACUUAAACCCACCGAUAAUGCUACUGGCCAUAUGCGCAGCAAGCAUGUUUGUCAGUAUGUGGAUGCACAACACUGCAGCUGCAAUGAUGAUGAUUCCGGUGGCCACCGGAAUACUUGAGAGGUUUCCAAAAGGAGAAGAUGCACAUCCUGAUGUUAAGAAGUUCUGCAAGGCUGUGAUUUUGGGUGUCACUUUCUCUGUUGCCAUUGGUGGUAUGAGCACAUUAACUGGCACCGGAGUUAACUUAAUUCUGGUUGGAAUGUGGGAAAGUUACUUUCCUACAGAAAAAUCUAUUGGUUUUAGCACUUGGUCUAUGUUUGGCUUGCCUUUGGCUGUUGUUAUAUUCUUUGCUCAAUGGUUUCUUCUUUGCUUCUUUUAUUGCUCCAAAAGCUCUGGAAAAGCUCUCUCUCCUUACCUUGAUAAAUCUGAUUUGAAAAGAGAGAUUGAAUCACUUGGGCCAAUGUCAUUUGCUGAGAAGAUGGUUUUGCUUGAUUUUUCAUUAUUGGUGGUGUUAUGGAUGACAAGAAGCUUGACAAAUAGUGUACCUGGUUGGGGAGUUCUGUUCAAUGAUCGUGUUGGUGAUGGUGCUGCCAGUGUGAUGAUGGCGACAUUGUUGUUCAUAAUCCCAAACAAAAAACCCGGAGAAAAACUGAUGGACUGGAACAAAUGCAAGAAACUCCAUUGGAACAUCAUCCUCCUUUUGGGCGCCGGCUUCGCCAUCGCCGACGGCGUCCGCACAUCCGGCGUCACCGACAUCAUCUCCUCCAACCUCGACUUCCUCCGAUCAUCCCCUUACCUCGCCAUUGCCCCUCUCUCCGCCCUCAUCAGCGCCAUCAUCACCGAAUUCACAUCCAACGACGGCACCACAACCCUCGUCCUCCCUUUGCUCAUCCAGCUCGCCCAAGCCAUGAAGGUCCAUCCUCUCCUCCUCAUGAUCCCCGGCGCCAUGGGAGCUCAGCUCGCUUAUUUGAUUCCCAUGAGCACCCCUUCCAAUGUCGUCGGCUUCUCCACCGGCCAUCUUCAGAUCAUCGACAUGAUUAAGGUUGGUCUUCCCCUCAAGAUCGCCGCAAUCGCCGCCAUCGCCAUCCUCAUGCCCACUUUAGGAGUUUGGGUGUUCGACAUAAAUAACAAAAUUGAGGAUGUCUUCACCAAAAUUUAAGUGUGAUUUUGAUGGCCGUACGAAAUGGAUGGGUUGUUCGUUUUAUGUAUAUAAUGUUAUCUUUUAUAUAUGAUGUUAUAUAUUUUUUUUUAAUAAAUUAUGGAGUGUAAAAAUCUUAAAAAUUGAAUUA
Messenger RNA from Dioscorea cayenensis subsp. rotundata (Guinea yam), 1890 nucleotides. Its product is annotated as tonoplast dicarboxylate transporter. Lineage: Eukaryota; Viridiplantae; Streptophyta; Magnoliopsida; Dioscoreales; Dioscoreaceae. Gene Ontology annotation, cellular component: membrane. The record is from RefSeq and is a predicted model, not a curated record. Gene Ontology annotation, biological process: monoatomic anion transmembrane transport. Gene Ontology annotation, molecular function: transmembrane transporter activity.